AUGUUGAGAAGACAGGCACGUGAAAGGAGAGAGUAUUUGUACCGGAAGGCGCAGCAGCUCCAGGAGGCGCAACUUGCCGAGAAGAGGCAGGUGAUCAAGCAGGCUUUGGAGCAAGGGAAGCCGUUGCCCAGGGAACUGGCUGAGGAGACGCAGCUACAGGAGGACUACCGGUACGACCAGUCGACGAAUCUUGCUGAGGAGGAGAUCGACGACGAGUACUCGCAUACGAGCGGUGUCGCUGACCCGCGUAUCGUGGUCACCACUUCGCGUGAUGCCAGUACGAGGCUGCUGCAGUUUGCAAAGGAGAUAAAACUGAUGUUCCCACAGGCGACGAGGUUGAACCGUGGUAACAUAAUCAUUUCGAAUCUCGUCGGUGCGUGUAUCAAGUCCGGGACCUCCGAUUUGAUAGUGUUGCACGAACACAGGGGUGUCCCCACAAGUCUAACCAUAUCACAUUUCCCACAUGGGCCUACUGCAUCGUUUAGUUUGCACAACGUUGUGCUGAGACACGAUAUACUGAACAGGGGGAACGUUUCCGAGAUGAACCCUCAUUUGAUAUUCGACGGGUUUACGACAAAAUUGGGCGAGAGAGUUGUUUCGAUCCUCAAACAUCUAUUCGCUCCUGGCACGAAACCAACGAGCCAGCGGGUCAUCACGUUUGCCAACAGGGGGGACUUCAUCAGCGUCAGGCAGCACGUUUACGUUAAGACGAAGGAUAGCGUUGAGUUGGCGGAGGUGGGCCCGCGAUUCGAGAUGAAGUUGUACGAGCUGAGACUGGGGACUAUGGAUAACAAGGACGCGGAUGUGGAAUGGCAAUUGAAACGGUUUGUCAGGACGGCAAACCGGAAAGACUAUCUGUAA
Molecule: messenger RNA, 861 nt
Organism: Huiozyma naganishii CBS 8797
Lineage: Eukaryota; Fungi; Ascomycota; Saccharomycetes; Saccharomycetales; Saccharomycetaceae
Gene: IMP4
Product: snoRNA-binding rRNA-processing protein IMP4
Exons: 1
Coding region: 1-861 (286 amino acids)
Biological process (GO): rRNA processing
Cellular component (GO): Mpp10 complex; small-subunit processome; nucleolus
Molecular function (GO): snoRNA binding; rRNA primary transcript binding
Source: RefSeq, a predicted model, not a curated record